AUGGCGGCUGCGCCCAGCAUGUCGCCAGCAGCCUCCGCGCAGGAGAUGCAGGCGGAGGCGCAGGUGACGGCGGGGAUGCUGAAGCAGUUGCCGCAGGCCGUGCAGAAGCAGAUCGAGCAGGCGGUGAACGAGUACCGCCAGCAGCUGACGGACAUGGGCCAGACGGAUGAUUUGCAGAUGCUCGUCUGGAGAUUCUACACCCAGUGCGUGAAACAACUUCACCAGGAGCAUGCAAAGAAGAGCGCCGAGGCUGCCACUGCCGGACUCGAGGCGUCGUCAGCUCAAGAUGUUGGCGCGGAGCAGCACGACCAGACGUCGGUAGCGCCACAGGCCAGCCAGUGGGAGCAGAUUCAGCAAGCCCGGCUGCUGCAUCAGCAGAUGCAGAUGCAACAGGGCUACUUGCGGCCUCGGCUUGGAGCGCAUGGCAUGGGCAUGCGACCUGGCUUUGGCACCGUUCCAGGCAUCAUCAGACCCACUAGCAGCCCGAUGGUCGCGGGGUUUGGCGGUGGACACGAGGCCAUGUGCUCUGGGGCCGUUGGAAGUGGUGCUGGGACGGACAAGGAGCAGCAGGACGCUUCGAUGCAAGACGCAUCGCUCCCCGCUGGGAACUCAAUGACGGGCACGUCCGUUAAUGCCAACGGCGCUGUAGGUGCCACCCCUCUGGCGUGGAACCACUUCAACAAGCCAAGGACCCCAGGCACCCUGGGGUCCAACGGCCUGACCCUGAAGGGUUUCCCCCUAAAGGGUUUAAACAAAGGGGCGACCCCAGGGUUGCAGCAGGGCCACAAGGGCGGCAUGACCCUGGCGGGACAGAGUAUGAUGGGCGGCAUGUCUGGCUGUAAGGGCCAGGGCGGCGCGGCGUGGUGCAAGGGUGGCAUGGCAGGCUGCAAGGGCGGCAUGGCCGGCAAGGUGGGCGGCUUGGCCGGCAAAGGCCCGGCCAAAGCCGGGCCGCAGUUCCCCCCUGCGCUGCAGAGGUGGCUGAAGCGCCUGUUCGAGAGCAUGAACCCGCAGUCUGGGGAGACCAGGAGCUGCAGAAGGAGACGCACAAGUACCUGCGGCACUGGGUGCAGCAGUGGGUGA
Messenger RNA from Prorocentrum cordatum, 1080 nucleotides. NCBI's taxonomy places the organism in Eukaryota, Dinophyceae, Prorocentrales, Prorocentraceae. The record is from the annotation of a GenBank genome assembly.